AUUUUGGGAUAAAAAUUGCAAGGGAAAAAACACACACGGCCUCCUUCCCUCUUCCUCCUUCGGGGAGGGUUAGGGAGACAACUUUGAAAAUGGAGCCGAGGCAGCACAGUGUGGGGAGACAGUAGUGAGGCGAAAUAACACGAGUGGUGGGAGAGAGGGAGAAGAAGGAGGAGGAGGAGAAGGAGGGGGCGAGCGAAUUAAAAGUUGGCCAAAUGGAGAUAUUGGGUUUCAAGUGGAGUGGAGAUGGGAGUAAAGAAAAAAGAGGGUUUGCCUCUGCGAGUCUUUAUGUUAUGCUAAUCGGGAUAAAUAUUUAUAGAUUCGUUCUUGUCCGUCCAAGUGCGCUUCCAAAAAAAAAGGCAGGGCGUCGACGACACUUCGACGGGCUAGCUAACCGUAAAGCCGAGCGUUUGGUCGUCAAAAUGUCUCCUGAGAGAGCGGAGCCGACGAAGACUGGGACCGGGUUAGAGAAAGAGUGCGGCCGCCCGGCCAAGCCUCAGCUUCGGGGGAAAUGUGACGUGUGGCGCCGUUCGGGACGAGGGAGAAAGCCUUGCCCAAAACGCGUCGAGGCAAUCACGUCGACUGGCCCCCGGACUGCGAUUAUGUCGAUACGAGGCUGUUUUGGAAACAAAAGCUUAAAGGCUGCACAUUUAGCGGACUUUCACGUCUCCAUUUUGAGGCGUUUACUGGACGCGAUUGUGACAACAUGGCGUUCGAGCUAGGGCGGCUUUGAAGGGCAAUUCGAGCUUUGUUCGACACAUUCGUGGCUCCUACUCUGGGUUGGAGUUGUCGCUUGUGUCAAACGGCUGAUUUUUUUUCUUUAAAUUGUUUGGUUUGAAUGUUGCCUUUUUAAAGCUAUUCCACAAUUUUGUUUAGCUACGGCGCCAUUUCUCACCAUUCUACAUGUGCGACUCGAUUCGAAACUGUCACGCCAGUGAUUUUUGUUAAUCAUUCGGCAAAUAAGUGCCUUCAAAACUGCUGUGGCUUUGAUACGAACUUAAAAGUCAUUGUUGCCCUCGUUUAUAUGUUUAAAAAAAUACAACCCAACGCUGUUUUGACCCCAGUAAAAAAAAAAAAAAAAAAAAAAACUUGUCGUAACGGCAGAAUGCAUAUUUCUCGGUAAUAACUUUACCGUUGAUAGUAAUUGCUGCCGCCAAAAGGACUUCAAAUACAUUUAUAAUAAAAGCUUUAUUGUUGUUUGGAUGGUUCAAAGAUGGAGUCUGAAUGUGACUGGUGCAGCGCUUUAAAAAAAUACUCUGGCUUCCACAGCAGCCAUUUUGUUUAGAUUGUACAGUGCAGAAAAUGUUAUUUGAGUCUUACUUUUCUCUAUGCGCAAUAAUGACGUUCUAGCAUGGAAAAUGUACAUUGUUCCCAAACACCUGCACAACAAACUGAAAACAUGAAUGUUAGUGUCAGCAAGGCCUGCUCACACCCUUUAUUUAUUACACAACACAGUUGACGGCUGACAUAAAGCCAACAAUUCAUUAUGUCUGCCCUUCAAGGUUAUUUGGAGCACGGUGUAGUUCCUUCCACACAAAUGCAUUUUCACCCUGAGUGGUGACUAUUGUAGGGCAGGAAAGUGACGGGUGGGUGUAGUGUGUCACAGUACAGUAGCCAUGUUGUCUGAAGGAAGACUACACUCCACUGCACUCCCAUGCCUGGCCCGUUCCUGGUAACAUAAGUGUGUUACAUGACUGGAUCCAUGUGGCCAGAUACUAAUCUGUGUCAUGGAUGAUGAGGAUGACCGCCAUCUUCUGGAUAUUUUAGGAGAUGUGGAUGCAUUGAAUGACUAUCUCCAUGGCAACAACAGCAAGUCCAUUGAAGAGGACGACGUAGCCAAUGCUGCGUACGGCUCGGACGCGUCUUUCUUUGCUGGUGAUGCUGCGAACGCUGGACUCAAAGAUGGUGCCUCCACAAUGGCGGGGUUCGAUGGGGAUCCGACGGGGGAUGGCCUCCAGCUCUCUGGCAGCCUUUCAUUCAUCGAGGACCACCUGGGAGUGGGGAGCCCCCCCGGAGGCGGUGUGGACCUUGGUGAAGAGCAGCCCUUCGACAUCCUUCAAAAGUCCCUGCUGGAGGCCGACAUCACGGAGCAGACUUUGGCGCAGGAGGCCUUGUUGGACACCCAGCCUGCGCCCACCCUCGUGCAGGCCCCUGUGCCCUUCUCCUCCCAGCUGGUCUCUGGGGGGUACGGGGGAGGCGUGGUUACUACAGCGGCGACGACGACAUUACCGGCUGCACAGUUCCUUCAGGGCGUGUCGCCGCUGCCGAAUGGCUCCACGCAGCACAUCCAGCUGCUGGGGUCCUUCGGGACGGGAAGCGGAGUCAUGACCCUGAGUGGUCUGGAAAGAACUCCUCAGAUCGUGCUGAGGGCGGCCGGCCCCGUCGCCACGUCGGGGUCCCCGGCCCCAGGCGGGCAGGUUUUCGCCCCCACCCAGGGGCAUCUGAGCCAAGUGGGCUUCAAGAACAUUCCCCUCCAGAACGUCAUCAUCCAUAGAGGUCCGGGAGGGGCGCAGACUCUUGUCAGGCCCAUUCAGCCUAAACCACAUCAAACUGGGACUCAGACUGUAUUCAGCCUCCAGCCUGCGGCCCCAACCUUGGCUAGCGUGACUACCAACGCUACACCACAGUCGACCACCAACGGCUCUUUGGUGGUGGAUCAGCAGCAACCACAAACUAACAUACAAGCAGGACAGUUUUUGCUACCUACGCCUUUGGCCGUCCAUAACGGCCCCACCGCAGACCAAAUCGCACCACAUAACACGGUGCAGUUAGUCGCCGGGCAAAAACUUACAACGCAGGCAGGUGGACAGCUAAUAUUGAAUCAGGGAGCAACGACCGGCAGCGCAGCGCAAACACGGAAGACCGUCGCACCUGCCACGUGUGCCCCUGGACGGCUGUCACUGAUCAGCCAGGGGCAGUACUCUGGCAGCCCCGUGCAGCGGCUUCUCGUCACGCAAACGCCGAACUGUACGUCUUUGUCUCCUUUACCCAACACGCCCGCACAAGAACACAGACAGAAUGCUUCAGGAGCUGCUGUCAAACAAGUCCAGCUCAACGCACAGAAGAGGCCUGCCCCCGCACCACUGACAAAAGGAGGAAUAAUUUUACAGCAGCUAAGGGAACAUCACGAGCGGGUGGACAGGCCUGACCGGAGACACUUUACGUCGUUCAGUGACGUGCUGCAAAGGCUCCUGCCCUUUCAUGUGUUCCAGGGUGCACCGCCUAGCCACGAGGAGUUCUCGCAAGUGGAUGAGGAGUUCGAAUCGGUUGCGACUCACGUUUUGAUGAAGACCCAGGCCAUGAUCAAUAAAUACAGACGGCUGCUUUUGACUGAAUCUGAGCAUUCCAGUCCUUCGUCAGAGAUGGUGAUGAUCGACAGGACCUUCAACCAAGAGGAGCGCCACUGCCUAACGCAAGACAAGCGUAUGCUACUCGUGGAUCCAGACGCUUUCCUGGAGGACUUCUGCUGCGGGCUGAAAUCCAAACGUUUGCCAGAUCCCGUCCCCUCUCCUCCGCCGCUCGCAACUGACUCCGAUGAGCCGGCGUUUAGGACAGACUCGCCGCCUGGCUUCGGCGACCCGGGAGGAGGGGGCGAUGACAAACUCCAAGCUUCACGCACGGGCAACAAAAGCGUCUUGGAUGUGAAGCGAUCCCAGGGGGAGGAAGGUAGCAACUCAUCUUUUGCAGAAAGGGGGCACACACACCAACAGGCGGCAUCGCCCCCACACCUGGACACAGACUCCGCUCUGGAGGCGGCCGUCAACAGCAUUCUAGAAUGUUAACAAACCACACGGAGCUUUGUUCUCAUUCAUUUGUGAAGUUUGUUCUGCUCUUUACAUAGCACUACCUUCGUUUUACAUCGGCGGAUACUGGGGGUCCUCGGUUUGCGAUGGAGUUCCCUUCCAACAUGAUCUGAAUUUGGUCACGAGGUGGAACGGGUAGUAGUUGAUCACUAACCUACACUAACGCAUUGUCAUGAUUAGAGUAAAUAUUUGUAUAAUGAAACACUUUUGAGCCUUAAACAAUAUGAAGAAAAGCAAGAAGUUGUGCCACACAAAGCUGUAUUAUUACGCUGCUAUGCAAAUUAGAUGAUUUUUCGCACGAUGUAGUAUGGAAAUGUCAUAAUUACAGUUAAUAUUUGUGUUUAAAAACAGGUUUAGGUAAUUAAAAACGCAAUAUAUGAAAACCGGAACAUAAUGAUAAUUCCUUACACCGCUGAUAUGAAAACCGGAACAUAAUGAUAAUUCCUUACACCGCUGGUCAAAGUAGUUUAUUACAAGUGACAGGACUUACUUUUUGCCUUUCAGAACCCUAAAAUGUUAUUUAUGGUAAUUUAAGAUAUUAAAAAAAAUAAUCCUAUGGGACCUUUUUUUUUUUUUUUUUUAGGACUGGCUAUGAAUGCUCACGUUAAAAUGGAUUGAACGUCUAGCGCCAUCAAUGGCAGCCACUGAGGUAGAUGAGUGCCCUAUAAAGGAUUAAGUAUAUAAUUAAAAAAAAAAAACAUUUUGGCUUUAGAUCUAAAAUACAAUGAAAUUCUGAGAAUAUGGCACAAACUGAGCAUGCCUUAUUGUGCCGCCAUAUUCCUACGCCGCUGCGCAAGGUAGUUCAUUUUGCACCAUUUGUACCUCACACUUUCAUACAGUAAAUACCUGCAUGAAAAAAACACUUCUAGGACGAACAUCGAAAACAUUCCAGUGACAAACGGUAAGUACGGCACUGAGUGAGCCUACCUUAAUUUUGCCUUGCCAUCAACCAAGGACCCCCUGUACUCUAAAGACAGGCACUUGUUCCAAUCACCUAUGGCGCUGUGGGAAUGUGUGCAAUUUAAAAGGAUCCAUAGUUCUUAUUUUAAUGGCCAGUUUGUUCACCGUGACAAUUUCGUGCCUAUACUUUUAUUUCAAAGGGUUUACAUGAAGAAUCCUACAUUUCCUUGACCAAUUGCACUAAAAGCCGUUUAUAUCGGACUGCACGCAAGCGUGUCACGUAAGCCGCCAUGCCACACCCGCUCACUUCAAAUUUGGCAUUUUCUUUGGCUGUUUCCCUUUCUUUUGUACCUUAAAGGUACGCGAGUCCCUACAUGCCAAACACGCAAACUUGCCUAUCAUUUCAAUGUGUUUGCGCUAGGGGGAGAUUAAAUUAAUCCUCAGAUUGAGGACGUUACUUUGUUCAUUUUUGUUUACAUUUGUUUGCUUUGGUUUUAAAACUGUUUGUUGAUUGUACGCAUUGUUUUAUUUUCUUCUCAGCAGCACAACCAAAUAAGCAUAUUUUGUUGACAUCACAUAGGACUAAAACUGCACUGUGUUGUUACAUAUAAAAAAAAAACAUGACUGAAUAAAUUCAAUUAAUUUCUGCCAACAUUACAAUUAGUUUGCAUGUUCUCCUCGAUGUACUGCAGCUUCUGCUCACAUUCCAAAAACAUGUUUUUUAGCUAUUCUUGCGACAAAAUUUUGAAUGAAUGGCUGUCUAUAUGGCCGGCGACUAAUCCAGCGCCAAAUUCCAGCUACAAUGCUGAGAAAAAGUGCUGUUGAAAAUAGAUGGAUUCAUAAUCUAUCUUCUAGCUGCAAAUCUGCAUUGAAAAUCAACUAGUUCUAUUUUUAAAGGAAGAAAGAUCACUUUUCUUUUUACACCACAUCGCCAUUUUGUGUCAUCACUACGCGGGUCCGCGCUUGUCCUGCUUUCAACGCGAACUGUCUUGACUUGAUCUGUAUAGUUUGUUUUCUAUAAACAAAAAAUAUUUAUAAUUUUUGUAUGGAAGAAGAAAAGAAUGUUAAAAAAAAAAAUGAGAAAAUGGCAAUUAUUUUGUAUUAUUUUGGCGUCACUUGUUCAUUGUUGUGUUGCCUACAGCAGCAACAAUAAAUUCAGUUUGAAUACAAAAA
Messenger RNA from Corythoichthys intestinalis (scribbled pipefish), 5873 nucleotides. It is a transcript of the gene bicral, whose product is annotated as BICRA like chromatin remodeling complex associated protein. The record is from RefSeq and is a predicted model, not a curated record. Gene Ontology annotation, cellular component: SWI/SNF complex. Bases 1725 to 3779 code for a protein of 684 amino acids. Gene Ontology annotation, biological process: positive regulation of DNA-templated transcription. Lineage: Eukaryota; Metazoa; Chordata; Actinopteri; Syngnathiformes; Syngnathidae. The transcript has 11 exons.